Molecule: messenger RNA, 288 nt
Organism: Symbiodinium natans
Lineage: Eukaryota; Dinophyceae; Suessiales; Symbiodiniaceae
Source: the annotation of a GenBank genome assembly
AUGGCGCUGGGCCGGCUGACCGAGGAGGAGUACCGCGCGUUCGGCACUGAGAUCAUACCCGACUUCCUCUUCCUCACCAGCCAGUUCGAGGCCAAAGAUCCGACCUUCCUCAAGGAGCGCGGCAUAACGCACCUCAUCAGCGUUGCAGAGGAAAGUCCGCCUACAGCGCCGCUGCUGGGGAAGUCCCUCCACUUGCCGCUUCGUUCGCUCCCAUUUCGACGAAGUGUUUGCUGUUAUCGAUGCGGCAAAGAAAGCCCGCAAGGGGCGGGCGCUCAUCCAUUGCUAUGA